This is a messenger RNA of Penicillium manginii, 11886 nucleotides long. RefSeq lists its product as uncharacterized. The transcript has a single exon. The record is from RefSeq and is a predicted model, not a curated record. Gene Ontology annotation, molecular function: catalytic activity; phosphopantetheine binding. The coding region runs from base 1 to 11886 and encodes 3961 amino acids. Lineage: Eukaryota; Fungi; Ascomycota; Eurotiomycetes; Eurotiales; Aspergillaceae.
AUGGAGGUGCUCCGCUGGAAUUCAGAUCGUCUGCCUUCUCCUUUCGCGAGCUGCGUCCACGAGCUCGUGGGACGACAGGUUCUCCUCCGUCCAGAGGCAGAGGCGGUCUCCGGCUGGGAUACCAGCUUUACGUAUCACCAGCUGGACGAGCUGUCAGAUUCCCUCGCCAGCCAUCUGAUUUCUCUGGGAGUCGGCCUGGAGGAUCCGGUGGCGUUUUGCUUUGAAAAAUCCGCGUGGACUGUCGUCAGCAUGCUGGCCAUUCUGAAAGCAGGCGGAGUCUGUCUGGCCCUGGAUCCCUCCCACCCCCCUCGUCGCCUACAAAUAACCGUACAAACUGCGCGUGCCACGCUCGUGCUGGCCAGCGAGGGUCGCGCGCUGCGUGUGGCUCAGGAAGCCAUUCACCACCUUCCCAUUCUGGCUGUCGGAGCAUCCUUCGUGAACCGGCUUUCCUCCAAGCAGCCCGAGACUGCGGCGCACAUCCAGCCAUUCAAUGCUGCAUUCCUCAUCUACACCUCCGGCAGCACUGGGACGCCCAAAGGAGUUGUCCUCGAGCAUUCCGCCGUCUGCACCAGCACCAUUGCGCAAGGCAAGGUCCUCCAGACGGGCCCGAAUUCGCGCGUGUUCCAGUUCGCAGCCCAUGUGUUUGAUAUUAGCAUCCACGAUAUCUUCACCACCCUCAUCCACGGUGGUUGCGUCUGUGUGCCCUCCGAAGAGCAGCGGACUGGUGAUCUCGCCGCAGCGAUGGCCUCCAUGAGAGUGACUGCUGCCUGCUUGACCACGACCGUUGCCUCGCUUCUCCCCGCGGAUAUCCCUACCCUCUCAACCCUCAUUCUUGCCGGAGAAGCCGUUACCCGUCGUGCCAUUGACCUGUUUGCGGGAUCGGCAGUCAAGAUCCAUAACUGUUACGGUCCCGCCGAGAGCACCAUCUUCUGCUCGUGGAACGGAGACGUUGGACGAGGCCAGAAGCCAGCGAAUAUCGGCCAGGGCCUGGCCAGUCGCCUGUGGGUGGUCGACAUUGCAAAUCACGACCGUCUUGCCCCGAUCGGAUGUGUUGGAGAGUUGCUUGUGGAAGGACCGCUCCUUGCACGGGGGUAUCUCAAUGACCCCGUCAAGACGCAGCAAUCAUUUCUCAAUGCGCCAGCCUGGACCAAGGGCCAGCCGUACACUGGCUCGCGCCGCAUGUAUGCUACAGGCGAUCUGGUCCGGCACGAGGCGGACGGGUCGCUCGAGUAUAUCGGGCGCAAAGACACGCAGAUCAAGAUCCACGGCCAGCGUCUCGAGCUGAGUGAGAUCGAUCACCACCUCGACAGUGCCAUCGUGGUGUGGCCCACAUCGGGUCCUCUGAGGGAGAAACUCGUCGCCGUCAUGGAGGUGCCUUUGGCGAGCACCAGCAUGGCUGGGCUAUUCCCCUUACUCAGCUCGCAGGACCGUCAACUGGCGGAGGGCCGACUCGAUGCUUUACUCAACCGUGUGACAGAGGAGCUGCCCCGAUACAUGGUGCCGACCGUUUGGCUUGCAGUGCCGAAUAUUCCCAAGAACACCUCGGGAAAGAUCGAUCGUGCGCAUGUCCGCCGGACAGUAGAGAAGCUGGAAGAGGAAUAUAUUUCCCAGAUGGCACUCGGCCAGGCAGAGUCCCAUGAGGAGAAAACGCUGGGAGGAGAGGCUUGCACACCUGUCGAGAGACUGCUCGCCUCGACCUUCGCCCGUGUCCUCAACCUUCCAGAAGACAGCGUCCCCAGAGGCCGCUCGUUGGUCAGCCUCGGUGGCGAUUCCAUUACCGCCAUGCAGGUGGCUGCCCGUCUCCGACGUGAAGGCCUCAUGGUGCGUGUUGAAGACCUUCUCCGCAGACGCACCAUCUCCAGCCUGGCCCUGCUGGCCCAGCCUCGCCAUGAGGUCUCGUCAGUGAGCGCAACCGAGACUGUCGGCGAGCAAUUUGCCAUGUCGCCGGUCCAGCAGUUGUAUUUCGAGAUGACCGAGGGACAGCUCAUGAAGAUGCACCAGAGUUUCUUGCUACGCCCGUCACGCCCCUUGGAAGCCAGUCAAGUCUCACAAGCAUUGGAUGCGAUCGUCCGACAUCAUUCCAUGCUCCGUGCCCGUUUCGAACACCAGGGCGGCCACUGGAAACAGACCAUCACCCUCGAGACCGAGGGAUCCUACCACGUUGUGGCCGCAAAGGCAUCGAGCCGGGCCGAUGCUGCUCCCAUCAUCGACGCCACUCAUCAGGCUCUCGACCCCCAGACAGGUCCUCUAAUCGCCGCAGCUCUGAUCAAUCUUCCAUCCAGCCAGCUGCUGUUUCUUGCUGCACACCAUCUGGUCAUUGAUCUUGUGUCAUGGCGAGUUAUCCUCCACGACCUGGAGGAGCUAAUGCUGUCUGGUUCUUUGCAGGCUGACUGCCCCUUCUCGUUCCAAGCGUGGCUGCGUCUACAGGAGGAAUAUGCGCAGCAGCACCUUGAGCCGGAAGAGACAACUACUGUUGCGCCUGUCGACCUUUCUGAGUACUGGGGCUUGACGAGCAACGUUUAUGGAGAUCUCAUCCAGAGGUCCUUUGUUUUGGAUGCACAGACAACACAGCAGCUGUUGGGUGACGCCAACCGAACCUUGAACAGCGAGCCCAUGGAGCUGUUCCUCGCAGCCGCAAUCUUCAGCUUCACCCAGGCGUUCGUCGACAAGGCGGCUCCGACUGCCUUCAGCGAAGGGCACGGUCGUGAGUCCUGGGACGAGGCUGCCAUAGACCUGUCCAACACGGUGGGAUGGUUCACAACUCUCGCCCCCGUCCAUGUUGCCUCGGACGAGAUACCCAACCUAGUCGAGGCAGUGCGCCGGGUCAAGGAUCGCAGACGCAGCCUGGGAGCAAACGGGUGGAAGUACUUUACAUCUCGCUACCUCAACCAGAACGGGCGCGCGGCGUACCAAGACCACUGGCCCAUGGAGCUUGUCUUCAACUACCUGGGACAAUAUCAACAACUGGAGCGCGAUGAUGCGCUUCUUCGCCAGGAGCAUCUGACUGCGGCAGAGUACGCUUCCAACCUGGCGGACAAUCUGACCCGGUGGGCCGUGCUCGAGGUCUCCGUCGUCAUCGACCAGGGCCGCCUGCGUGUCGACAUGAUGUACAACCGCCAUGGCAAGCGACAGGAGCAGUUCGAGGCUUGGAUUCGUGGGUAUCAGCACUGCCUAGAGACCGCCGCCCGAGAACUACCUCGGCGAGCCCGAGAACCUACCCUGAGCGACUUCCCCCUCCUCCAGAUCUCGUACUCGGGCAUCGAUCGCCUACUUCGCUCCCGCCUGCCAGCGCUGGGACUGUCUGGAAUGGAAGAUAUUGAGGCCGUCUAUCCGUGCUCGUCAAUGCAAGAGGGCUUACUGGUCAGCCAGAGCAAGAAUCCAGACACAUAUAAGAUCCGGUUCGACUUUGCCGUCGUGCCCCAGGCUGGCUCUGGUAUGCAUGCAGAACGUCUUCUCGAGGCCUGGCAGUCGGUGAUUGAUCGCCAUCCUGCUCUCCGAACUUUAUUCGUAGACUCUGUGGCCGAGCAGGGCGUCUAUGAUCAGAUCGUCCUGCGCCAUUUGGUUGCGCCCACUACACUGAAUGGCAUUCGCAGCCACUCUAGUAAGGGCGCAGUCCGUGCAAUGCACCAUCUGACGGUCACACAGGCCCCGAACGGGCAUCUGCAAUGCAGCCUGGACAUUUCCCAUGCGAUCAUCGAUGCUUCCUCCUUCCGUUUGAUUCUCCGCGAUCUGAUUCAAGCCUGCGAUGGGGCUGUACUAGCGCAGGGGCCGUCAUACGGUGAGUACAUUGCCUACCUGGGCAAGCAGUCCCAAGAGAAAGCCAUUCGCUUUUGGACAGAGUACUUGGAGGGCAUCGAGCCGUGCCACUUUCCACACUUGGGGUCGGCAACGAGCAAAGAGCUCGAGGCUGUUGCGGUUAGUCUGGAGGAUAUUCCAGGCGCCGCACUGCAGGACUUUUGCUCGCAGAACAACGCCACUCUGGCCAAUGUCUUCCAGGUUGUCUGGGCCCUUGUUCUCGGUCUGUACAGCGGCACUGACCACGUUGCCUUUGGGUAUUUGGUUUCUGGUCGCGAUAUCCCCGUCCAGAACGUCCAAGACAUUGUCGGCCCGCUCAUCAACAUGCUGGUAUGCCGUCUCGACCUCGACCGCGAGGCCCCGGUCGCCAGCUUGAUCAACAGCGCACAAGAGGCGUAUCUGCACGGCCUCAAGCACCAUUACUGCUCACUCGCGAGCAUCCAGCAUGCGCUCAACUUGUCUGGCCGCCCGCUGUUUAACACGGUCAUGUCCAUCCAGCGCGUGGACGAACAUGCCUUGGCGGGACAGUCCGUCUCGAUCCAGGACAUCGAUGGGUAUGAUCCAACUGAAUACGACGUUACGGUCAACGUCCAGGUGCCUGUUGACCGUAGCCAGCGACCCAGUGUGUCCCUGGGCUACUGGACUUCCAUCCUCUCUGCCCAACAAGCCGAGAGCGUCGCGCAUUCGUUUAGCCGCGUCCUCCAUCAGCUUGUCACAAAGGAGAGUCCUCUAGCCGGCGAGAUCGACGCCCUUGGCGAGCGCGAUCUCGUACAAAUUCAAGAGUGGAAUAAAGCAAUGCCACCCCCAGCCAUAGAGACCAUCCACGAGCUCAUUCAGCAGCAGGCCCUGGCUCAUCCUGAUCGCCCGGCCGUGGAGGGCUGCGACGGAAACCUGUCGUACAGCACGCUGGACGCCCUCGCCACCCGACUGGCAGCCAAGCUGAUCGAGCUCGGCGUGAAUGUCGAGUCCAAGGUGGCUCUGUGCUUUGAAAAGUCGGUGUAUGCAGUUGUGGCAAUGCUGGCCAUUCUGAAGGCCGGAGCUGCUUUUGCCUCGCUCGACUCCAGCCACCCGACAGAGCGCCUGAAGUCGAUUAUGGACGAUCUUGAAGCCCAGGUUGUUCUGGCUUCUCCGGACCUCGAACAGCUGGCCCGGAAGCUGGCACCUCAUGUCGUCGUUGUGAGCUCGUCGUCACCGCUCUUGCAAGAACCAUGUGUAGGAACAAUCCUGCCCACCGUCUCUGCAGCCAAUUUGGCGUAUGUCAUCUUCACCUCGGGCACCACGGGCAAGCCCAAAGGAACCAUGAACGAACACGGCGCGUACAUUACCAACCUGCGCACCUACACAGAGAGGCUGCAAAUGAACUUGUCCAGCCGAGUCCUGCAGUUUGCAUCGUACACGUUCGAUGCUUCCAUUCUGGAGAUUCUGACGACGCUGCUGGUCGGUGGGUGUGUCUGUGUCCCCAACGAGGAGACUCGACUUCACUCCAUCUCCCGCUUUAUCGAGGAGUACCAAGCAAAUUGGGCUCUGCUGACCCCCUCUUUUGCUCGCACAAUUGACCCCGCGAGUGUUCCCAGCUUGAAGACCUUGGUGCUGGGAGGAGAGGCCAUGACCGAUGCUCAUAUCGCUACGUGGUCCAAGAGCGUCGCCCUGAUCAACGCCUACGGUCCCAGCGAGACCGCCGUCAUUGCUGCAGUGAAUCCUACGGUCACCAGUGCUUCCAACAUUGGCAAGGCGUCUGGUGGUCUGGGCUGGAUCGUGCACCCCCAGAGUCACAGCCAGUUAGUUCCAAUUGGUGCCGUUGGCGAGCUCGUGAUUCAAGGUCCCUCUGUUGCCAGGGGAUACUUAAAAGAGCCCGAAAAGACCGCAACCUCGUUCGUGCUGGGGCCUGAAUGGUCCUCGUCGAGCGGUAGUCGUGUCUAUAAGACCGGCGAUCUGGUCCGGUAUACGCCCGAUGGGUCCUUCGCCUUCAUCGGCCGCAAGGACACCCAGGUCAAGCUGCAAGGUCAACGCAUGGAACUCGGUGAGGUCGAGCACCAUCUCUUGCAGGAUGACCGGGUUCUCCAUGCCGCUGUUCUUCUGCACAGCCCAGCAGAAAGUAAAGGGCGAUUGACGGCGAUCUUGACACUGCGAGGGCUCAGCAGCGGGAAGAGCGCCGCUCAUCAGCUCCAAGUUAUCCCCGAUGCCCACCGCAAGGAGGCGUCGACGGCAGUUGCUUCCAUAUCCCUCGCGGUCGCCGAGCGUGUCCCCCGGUACAUGGUGCCCAGCGACUGGAUGGUGAUCGAAGCGAUGCCAUUCAGCAAGUCCGGCAAGCUGGAUCGAAGCGCCCUCGCUCGCUGGCUCAAGUCCCUGGACGAGACGGAAUACCGAGCCGCUCUGCUCACAGAGGAAGUGGGCGCCGACGCCGAGCCAGCGACUGAGAUGGAUCAAGUGCUGCGGCGCCUGUGUGCCCGUGUUCUGAAUUGCGCGGAGCAAGAGGUGCUCCUCAAUCGCUCGUUUGUGGCGCUGGGAGGAGACUCGAUUGCCGCCAUGCAGCUCUCCGCCACCUGUCGGGCUGAUAACAUUCACCUUCGCGUCCAGGAUAUCUUGCAAGGCAUGUCUCUGUCUCAGGUCGCACAAGCUAUGCGCCAUGAAGACACUGUCGCUACUGUGGCGAAGCAGGAUAGCCUGAAUCAGACGUUUGACCUGUCUCCGAUCCAAGGGUUCUUCUUCGAACUCACAGCAGGCAAGCCCUCUCGCUUCAACCAGAGUUUCCUGCUACAAUUGACGCGCCGGAUCGAUUCUGCUGCUCUCCAGAAUGCAAUCAAGGUGCUCGCCCAAGAGCACUCAAUGCUGCGCGCUCGCUUCAAGAAGACUACCAGUGGGGGCUGGACCCAAUACAUUACGGAGGACCUCGACAAGUCUUGCUCAGUCCAGGUUCAUCAUGUCCCUUCGCUCGCCGAAGUCCAAGCUACGGUAGUGGAGGCAACCAAGCAGCUCGACAUUGAGCAAGGUCCCCUGUUCGCAGCACUGCUCUUCCAGACCGCCGAAGGGGACCAGUUCCUGUACCUGGUUGCCCACCAUCUGGUCAUCGACCUCGUUUCCUGGAGAGUCAUCCUGACUGCACUGGAGCAGAUUCUCCCCGAUGGCAGUGAGGCGAGCAUCGCCCGACAGUCGACACCCUUUCAGGCGUGGGCGCGCGCCCAGGCUGAAUACGUUCAGCACCAGGACUGGGAUGAAGCCAGUGUGUUGCCAUACACGAUCCCGGCCGCGAAUCCAUCCUACUGGGGAAUGACCUCUCAAGACAACACGUACGGCAACACUGUCAGAGAAACGUUCACCCUGGAUGUACCAACCUCCGCAAUGCUGCUGGAAACUGCCAACAGCCCGUUCCGCACCGAGCCAUCCGACAUUUUCAUCACCGCCCUGCUCGACUCGUUCGAACACGUCUUUACUGAUCGCGAGACCCCAGCGGUCUUCGGUGAAGCCCAUGGCCGCGAGCCGUGGAGCGACGGGCUGGACGUUUCAAGCACGGUUGGGUGGUUCACGACCAUCAGCCCCGUGUCUCUGGCUGGCACGGAGUCGCCCACCGAGGGAUUCAAGCAGAAGCUGAGAACGAUCAAGGACCGCCGGCGACAGCUUCCUAAGCAGGGCUGGCAGUACUUCAACUGGUGCUACCUGACUGCCAAGGGUCGCGAGUCCCGCGCAGCUGCUGCCCUGCCGAUGGAGCUGGUCUUCAACUACAUGGGCCGGUUCCAGCAGCUGGAGAGGCCGGACGCGCUCUUCAGGCACUGCUCGCGGGGCUUUGACGAAGAAAUGGCCGACGUCGACCCGUCUUUGUCCCGCACGGCUCUAUUUGAUGUCUCUGCGGUGGUGGACGGUGGCUGUCUCCGUUUCCACUUUGUCUACAGCCGCCGCGUGCAGCAUCCAGAGCGCAUCCAACGCUGGCUCAAGGCAUUCGAGUCCACCCUCUGUGACUGCGCCUCCGCCCUUUCCGAGAUGGAGCAAGCGCCUACCUUGUCGGACUACCCUCUCGUGCAGACCAGUUACGGAUGGCUGGAUGCUGCGGUGGAUCGUCUCGGCGGAUUUGCUGCGAUUGAAGGGCUGUAUCCCUGCGCCCCGAUCCAGCAGGGCAUCCUGCUCAGCCAGGAGACCGACCCUUCCUCCUACCAGGUGCAGUUCAUCUUUGAAGCCAAGCCGCCGGCGGGCCAGUUUUUUUCGCCCGCCUCGCUCGUUUCUGCAUGGGAGGAGGUCGUUAACCGGCAUCCUAUGCUGCGGACGGUGUUUGUCGACAAGGCCGGUUCAUUCGUCCAGGCGGUGCUUAAGACUGCAGAGGCCAACACUGACUUCCUCGCUAUCAAAGGGCCUGCCCAGCUGGAAGAUGCAGUCAAGAGCUCCCAGCUUGCCCGUGACCCCCUGCGCCCUCCGCACCAGUUCACAGUCAUCGUGACCAUGACCAACCAGGUCUUCUGGAAGCUCACCGUCAGCCACGCAAUCAUGGAUGCUGCGUCGAUACGGCUGGUGCUACGCGAUCUGGCCGGCGCAGUUGAUGGACGUCCUCUCCCCCACAGUCAGCGGCACUACGGUCACUACAUUGAAUACCUUCACGCAAACCCAGCGACCAACGCACUAUCGUACUGGACAAACUAUCUCAGCGAGGUAGAGCCUUGCUGUCUGCGCGCAACCUUUGGCACUCCUCGCGAUCAGCGGCGUCUCGGCCACGUCAAGGUGGCGAUCCCCUCUGAGCUCACGCAGCGACUGGCGCGGUUCAGCAAGGCGCACGCAGUGACCGCGGCCAACAUCUUCCAGACCGCAUGGGCCGUUUUGCUGAAGCACUUUGGCGGCAGCGAUGAUGUGUGCUACGGAUAUCUUGUCUCAGGUCGUGAUAUCCCCCUGCAGGGAGUCGACGAGAUUGUUGGGCCCCUUAUCAACCUGCUCAUCCACCGAUCCCAGAUCCCCGACUCGGCCAACAUUGUGGAUGCGGCUCAGCGCACCCAGCAGGAUUACCUGUCAUCGCUCGCCCAUCAGCACUGCUCCCUCGGGGAGAUCCAACACGCCCUGAGCCUCCGAGGCCGCCCGCUGUUCAACACGCUGCUCUCCACCAAGCCCGUCAACGAUGCGCCCUCGUCUAUUCAAGAGACGCACUUUUCGAGUGUGAGCAGCUACGACCCCUCCGACUACGACAUGGCCGUCAACAUCCAGAUCGCGGGCCAGGAGCUCAUCGGAGUGGAUCUGGACUACUGGACCAACGUCUUCAGCGACUGGCAGGCCCGCCAGAUGUCCGGCGCCCUGCUCUCGAUCUUGCACCAUCUCGCAGGGUCCAGCGCCACCACCACAUUUGGAGACCUUAGUCUGAUCAGCCCCGAGGAACUCGCACAGGUCGAACAAUGGAACGAAACGGUGCCGCCGCCUGUCGAGCGCUGCAUCCACGACCUCGUCUUGGAGCGUACCCAAGCGACGCCGACCAAGGAGGCAGUCUACUCGUUCAGCGGGGUGCGGUGGACGUAUGCCGAGCUCGAGGACCUGUCCACUCGUCUCGCUGGCGAGCUACAGUUGCUUGGCCUGUCGCGUGGAACAGUCGUGCCUCUGUGCUUCGAGAAGUCCGAGCUGAUGAUCCUGUCAAUGCUCGCCGUGCUCAAGGCGGGCUAUGCAUUCACUCCCCUUGACGCCAAGUACCCCAUCGACCGGCUGCAGGCGAUUGUCGAGGACAUCGAGGCCACCAUCAUCCUCUCCUCCGUCAGCCGCCGUCCCCUGUGCCAGGCGAUCGUGGGGAACGUGGUCCCCGUCAGUACUGACCGCGUCAAGAAGAUGCCCCUGCGCCAGCUCACCUGCCCCGUGAGCCCUCGCGAUCUCGCAUACGUGAUAUUCACGUCUGGCACCACCGGCCGAGCCAAGGGGACCCUGAUCGAGCACGGCUCCUAUGCCACGAGCGCAACCUACCACGGAAAGGGGCUGGGCUUCGAGCCAGACAGCCGCGUGCUGCAGUUCGCCACGUACACCUUUGACGCGAGCGUGAUGGAGAUCCUCACCACGCUGAUUACCGGCGGCACCGUGUGUGUCCCCGAGCAGCAGACCGAGGGUAUUGCCGCAUUCAUCGCCGCCUGCCGCGCAAAUUGGAUGUUCCUGACCCCCUCUGUGGCUUCGACGCUUACUCCGAGUGAGAUUCCGACCAUCCAGACGCUGGUGCUGGGCGGCGAGCAGAUCCCCCAGUGGCAUAUCGAGACCUGGGCCAAGAGGCUCCGCCUGAUCCUUGCAUAUGGGCCGACCGAGACCUCUGCGAUAGCAACUGCUCACCGUGCCACAGAGGCCUCGUCCUCGUCCUGCAUCGGCCUUCCUGUCGGGCCGCUCGUCUGGGUUGUGAACCCGCAGGACCACCACAAGCUUGCCAUCGUCGGAGGAGUCGGCGAGCUGGUCAUUGAAGGCGUCACCCUCGCGAGAGGCUACCUCAAGAACCCCGACAAGACCGAGGCUGCGUUUAUCGUCGAUCCGGCCUGGUCCACCACUCAAUCCGGCUCCUUCGCUCGCCCACGGCGCAUGUACAAGACUGGCGACCUGGUACGCUAUCAGCCCGAUGGGUCCAUGGAAUUCCUCGGCCGCAAAGACACGCAGGUCAAGCUGCAUGGACAGCGGCUCGAGCUUGCCGAAAUCGAGCAUCACUUGUCCGCCAGCGAGCCCGUGCAGAACGCCAUGGCAUUCCUCCCGGACAACGGGCCCUGCAAAGGCGGGUUGACCGCAGUGCUCUCGCUCAACGCAGACCGGGGCCAGCCCGCGUCCGGUGGACUGAAUCUCGUCCGGCACGCGAGCAAGGACGGUGCGUCGGCGCUGUUCGCGGCCACCGAAGCCUACCUCGCCGCCAAGGUGCCACCUUACAUGGUUCCCUCGUUCUGGCUCGUGGUCGACAGGCUGCCGCUCAGCAACUCGGGCAAGCUGGAUCGUGCGCAGAUCACACGCUGGGUGCACCACCUGGACGAGCACGAGUACCGCCAGUGGAUUGGCGGCGCUGUCGAGGCCGUUGCCCUCCCGCAGACUGCAGUGGAGAGGGUCAUCCAGGCUGCCGUGGCCGAUGUUCUCAACCUGUCGCUGGGCGACGUUUCCAUGAACAGGUCGUUUCCCAGCCUUGGAGGUGACUCAAUCACUAGCAUGCAGCUGGCCUCGCGCUGCAGAGCCAACGGAGUCGUUCUCCGCGUGCGCGACAUUAUGAAGAGCAACAGCCUGACCGAACUAUCACCGAAGACUGCAGAGACCGUCGAAGAAGCGCCCAAACAGGAGCAGCAAGCACACGAGGCAUUCGCUCUGUCGCCCAUUCAGAGCCUGUUCUUCAACGUGACCAACAACCAGCCUUCUCGCCUGAACCAGAGCGUCUUCCUGCGCUUGAGCAGGACCAUUCGACAUGAGGAGCUGACCAUGGCCCUGAAUGCAAUCCUGCGCAAUCACGCGAUGCUCCGGGCUCGAUUCUCUCAAGGAGCCGACGGCGUGUGGCAGCAAUAUAUAAGUGCCGCAAACGACGGAUCGAUUGCGUUUCAGCAUUACGACCGGGUUACCUCUGACCAGAUGGUCGCCGCAGUCAACAAAAGCCAGCUGAGCCUGGACAUCACAAAAGGUCCAGUUUUCAGAUGCGACCUCUUCACCACCACCAGCGGAGAGCAGCUCCUGUUCCUCGUGGCCCACCACCUGGUUAUUGACUUGGUGUCGUGGCGAAUCGUGCUCCAGGAGCUGGAAGAGCUGCUGCAGUCUCCCACUUCGUCUACCAGUCUUGUGAACUCGGCAAGCUUCCAGGACUGGCUACGAUUGCAAGCAGAAUAUAUCUCCGCAAACGCCACCUCCCUCCUACCAAAGUGUCUUGCCUUCGACGUGCCUGCUCAUCCAGACCCGUUCGCAUACUGGAACAUGGCGAACCAGCCCAAUGUGUAUGCAGACCACGACUCGGAAUCCUUCCAGCUGCCCGCUGGCGUCACCUCGCUCCUCUUGUCGGAUCAAGUCCACCGAGUUUUCCGUACCCAGGUGACGGACCUCCUUCUGGGCUCUUUGCUCUGGUCCUUUACGCAGACCUUCACCGACCGAAAGCCCCCCCGUCGUCUUCACGGAGGGCCAUGGCCGCGAGCCCUGGAACGAUGA